UUAUUAUUUGAUCAUCUCAUCAGAAAAAAUGACGCUUCUUAAAAUCAAGGUUAGGUGGCUCUGUGUCUACUCCACAGUCCACGUCCGAAACACCAUCGGCCCAUCUGGAGAUACCUCCGAAUUAGGGAUCGUUGGCCGACAAGCUGCAGGCCGACACCUUUCGACCUCGGCAAGUUGCCCUCCCCACACCUAGAGGCCCGCGGUUACACAGUUCAUAGUGGUCAGCACAACGGCCGAUUUCUCAGCCUGGCGAAGCUGUCAACUCAUGUUAAUAGCUGCUUCUUCCUGUUUUCUAGAGAUUCUUUGAAGACUUUUGCAUAGAAGAAUUCAACCAUCAUCGCAUUUUUAGAACUUGAUAGCGGUGUUUCAUUCUGUUAGCUCCUCUCCUCGACAAGAUGCCUUUCCACACUGCGUUAACGAGGAAACUGGGCAUCGCCGUCCCUGUGGUACAGGGAGGUAUGCAAUGGGUUGGAUACGCAGAGCUCGCUGCGGCGGUUAGCAACGCAGGUGGUCUGGGAAUUCUCACUGCACUCACGCAACCCACCCCUGAAGACCUCCGCAAGGAGAUUCGCCGAUGCCGAACCAUGACCAAGAAGCCCUUCGGCGUGAACCUGACCCUCCUCCCGGCCCUUGUGCCCCCAGACUACGCUGCCUACGCACAAGUAAUCAUCGACGAGGGCGUCAAGAUCGUCGAGACAGCCGGCAACAACCCCGGCCCCGUGAUCACGCAGUUGAAGAAGGCCAACACGAUCAUCCUGCACAAGUGCACGACCAUCCGCCACGCCAAGUCCGCCGUGAAGCUGGGCGUGGACUUCCUGUCCAUCGACGGCUUCGAGUGCGCCGGCCACGUCGGCGAGCACGACAUCACAAACUUCAUUCUCCUCAGCCGGGCGCGCCAGGAGCUCAACGUUCCCUUCAUCGCCUCGGGUGGGUUCGCGGACGGACAGGGUCUUGCGGCGGCGCUGGCGCUCGGUGCGGAAGGUAUCAACAUGGGUACCCGGUUCAUGUGCACUGUUGAGGCGCCCAUCCAUCAGAAGGUCAAGGAGGCCAUUGUGGCGUCGGACGAGAACAACACCAACCUGGUUAUGAGACGGUGGAAGAACACCUCCCGUCUGUUCAAGAACAAGGUGUCGGAGGAGGCGCUGAAGGUCGAGAGGGAGAGCAAGACGGGCGAGUUUGCCGAGAUUGCGCCCUUCGUUAGCGGCAAGAGAGGCCGUGAGGUGUUCCUGAACGGCGACAUUGACUACGGUGUAUGGACCGCGGGUCAAGUCAUUGGUCUGAUUCACGACAUCCCGACGUGCGCGGACCUCCUGCAGCGGAUUGAGAGAGAGGCCGUCGAGGCCAUUGAUCGGUCUAAGUCGUUGUACACGGCAACCGCAGGGCAAAGCAAGCUGUGAGGUUUGACUAUGUAGCUCUGUUGCUCUGUUUCGUACGUCAACAAUCCAGAUUGAGAUUGUUGGAUCAUGGAUGUUUGUCAUUGGUACCUGGAAUGUAGAUCACCAUUAUAAGUGAGAUGAACACUGGAUUGCCUCUUUCCUUGUUGAUCCUCUCUAGGUAAACCUCUUCCUGCGGAAUGUAAGGACUUUUGGCUAUUUUUCUGGAUCUGCACAUGUAUUUGACAAAGCACGGAGUUUAUCCCUUGCCUCCCUUCCAUAGCGGAGCGGACAAUUACCGGCAUUUAUCUCAUAAGGGAACGUGACUUUCUCGGAGCGUGUAAACAAAGAGCAUGGAGGCCUAUCUGAAAGUAAAUGUCUCUUUUGGACAGAGAACGGUGUAGCAGAUGUCAGAAAGGAGCAUGUUAAAUGGAGUAGAAGGGGUU
This is a messenger RNA of Aspergillus novofumigatus IBT 16806, 1819 nucleotides long. Its product is annotated as NAD(P)H-dependent flavin oxidoreductase. The transcript is spliced from 4 exons. Gene Ontology annotation, molecular function: nitronate monooxygenase activity. The record is from RefSeq and is a predicted model, not a curated record. Lineage: Eukaryota; Fungi; Ascomycota; Eurotiomycetes; Eurotiales; Aspergillaceae. Bases 396 to 1397 code for a protein of 333 amino acids.